AUGAGCAGAAGCCCUGGCGCAGUUCGAGGAGGGCCGGAGUGGAAGUUGCAGGACCCGGAUCCCCGAGCAGGCGCGUUGACAGAGCUGGGUGGCAUUCUGUCCCAAGUCGAGCAGGAACUGUCUGCAGACUUGGAUGGAGGCUCAGCAGCAUCUGAUUUGCAACAGUGCCGUGAGGUGGUUCGACGUCAGGUGCGACUGGAAGAGCUACGCCGCUUGCUGGAUACAGUCCGCCGGACCGGUGAGACGGAGCCGAUCCGUUCGGCAGUCCAUCUGCCUUCUCAGGACACGGAAUGCAAGGAGCUGAGGGAGGAGCUUGCGGCCUUGGUGCCGGCAAAGAUGUCGGCCGAGCGUGAGGCUGCGGAGAUCAAGGUCGCUUGGAAAAGCGAUCGCAUCCGAAUUCACCAGCUCCAGCAGGAGUUGCAGAUGCAGGCAGCGGCCGUUUCCGAAGCGGCUUCCUCAGCCGGCGCCAAGCCUCCAGGUGUCCAGCAAUCGCCGGUGGCAGACAUCCAACUUAGAGUCUGGCAGACUCGAUGUGCCAGUCAGGAGGAAGAUCUUCAGCAGUGUCGAUCAAGGUGUAGCGAAUGGGAAGAAGAGUCAAGUGCUGCUCUCGGACGUUGCACCCACUUCGAGGCGUACGCCAUGGAGACAGCCAAGGCAGAGGCGCAGCUCAGCCUUCAGACGCAGAUUCUGACAGAAAGAUGCAUCGAGCUGCAAGCGAAGAUGGACCGGUCGAAGGUAACCCAGUACGACUUAUUUGGGCAGCUGGAGCAGCUCCGUAUUCAGAAUCUGGAACAGCACCAGCACCUGGAGGCUACACUCGCCAAGAGCGAGCAGCUCCAGCAAGAGAACAGGAACCUGGAAGCCAGCAGUGCGGACUUAGAGCUUCAACUUGCCGAGUGCAUGCUCUGCAAGCCGUCGUGCGAGCCGCCAGCACAGCGCGAUCGCGUCAAAGAUCUGCACAGCUUGGAGCGGCGCUACGCAGUGUCGGAGGCAGCCAGAGAUGGCUGUGCCCGACGUCUGAAGCUUCUCGAAACGCAGCAGGAAAAGCUUCAGCACGACUUGCAAGUGGCCCUGACCUCGAAGCAGGACCUUGCGGAAAAGCACAAGUGCCUGCGGCUGGAGUGUGAGAACUUCGAGUCGCAGCUACGACUGGCAGAGCGGGAUGCUUCUUCAAGUGCGAAGCAUCGAGACGAGCUUGCCCAGGAGCAUUGGCAACACGAAAAAGGGGCAUCCGAGCUGUUGGAAAAGAGCCAGCAACAAGAGCGUGCUGCGGAAGAGUUUCAGCGAAGAUUUGAGGAUAUGGGGGCUGCACUGGAGGCAGCCAUAUUGGCCAAGGAACGUAUGGAAGCGCGAGCGGUGGCAGCAGAAGGCGACAUGAAGGCAAUCCUCCAGGACGGACAGUGGAACCAAAGUGCAAAGACGCCGCCGCCCGACGUGUGGCUGGAAGAGGACGCGGCGCUCCCAGAGGAGUACUUGGAGCUUAAGGGAGCGAUCGAUGUGUCGGGCUGGGGAGCUGUGGAAUGGGCUGGAAACUACACGCUGCUCCACUGGGCAGCAGCGACGAACCACGCUGGUCUUUGCGAACACUUUCUCAGGUUGAGGGCCGAUCCACUGGUCCGAGAUGACGCGGGGAGGACCUCGUUGGACUAUGCUGUUCUGCAUCAGCACAAGGAGGUGGCGAUGGUGAUGAUAAAUGCCGUGGCGACAGACGUUCAAAGGCCUGAAGCAAGCGUGGUGCGGGCAGCAUCGGUUGAAGAAAAAGCCGAAAUGUCGGGCAAUGAACCUGCGUAUGACCGCUUCGUCUUACUGCUUCGCCGCUGCUUCGGCUCAAGCGCUCGGCCGAGAGCACCAGCCGAGGACUCAAUGUCAAUAACUGCAUGGCUGGUGAAGUCGGCAAGGCUCCGACAGGCUUCAGCCAUGACCUUGGAAUCCUUCAAACGUGCUGACCGGGAGAGCCUUGUAAGCGCUGACAGCUUGAUUUCCGGCAGAUUGGCCAUUGUGCGGGAUGAGUACGGAGACCUCUUCGAAGACUACGGCUUUCUGAAGAGGGCGGAGGCUUUCAAGGGAGAGGGCAACAAGGCCUUUGCGAAGGAGCGCUUCGAGAAGGCAUUGGCCGAAUAUGACGAUGCGCUGGAGCAGUUGUUAACAGUCGCCUACGACAAGUCCAUUGUCAUUGGCAAGAAGAAGUGGAAUGACAUUGUCGUCAUGAGAAGCACACUCCACUUGAACAAGAGCACAUGCUUUUACAAGCUCAAAGAUUGGCAGCAGUCUCUAGAUGCUGCGCUUGAGUGCCUUGUGGGCAAUCACCGCGAUGAGAUGCUAUUUACAGAUCCGCACAUUCGCCAUAAGCUGAAGGAGUCAGAGCGAAAAUCGGGUCAUGCUGGCGCGACCCUCGUGGAAUUUCGUUUGCCGAGGAUCACACGUGCAAAAGCGUGGUUUCGGGCUUCGCAGUGCUACGGUCAUUUAGACUUCCUAGACAAAGCAAAGGAUGCUCUAGCCAAGGCGCUCGAAGCAUGUGACGACCAGGGCUUGAUUGCUGAAAUCUCCCAGCACUCCCUGCGUCUGGACACCUUGGAGAGACUCCAGAAAGACAAACAGAAGAAACAGUUUGCUGGAUUCUGGGAUAAAUUCCAGGAUCGUGGUGGCUACUCCGAGGGAAAGAAUGACGUGCAGGAGUGGGACAAGCUAAAGUACUGGGAACGCUUUAAGCAUGUCGAAGAAUAUGAGGAGAGAUACUCUUACGUCGACCAAGACCAGCAGCAGGAGGACCCGAAAAGGGGACAUGCAGCCGAGUUGCUGCACCAUCUCCCGCCUGGUGCAAAGUGGGACUCGGCAGUGAAGGGCCUGACCAAGAAGAUGUACAGAAGCAUCGACCGGAGCUUUGAGGAGUACCUGGAGAAAAAAUCAGCUGGCCAAGUUGAGGAAUCAAGCGUGACAGAAGAGCCUGGCCAGUCUCCUCGAAUAGAAGUGCCGCCUGAGCCAAAGGAUGUCGUACCGCCCAGGCCGCGGCGAAAGGAGGAGACACCGCUUGCGUACUCGCCACGCGGGGCUCGGCCAGGUGCUCGCUCCCGGGCCGCGCGUUCGCCGUCGCCAGUUCCGAACGCGCGGGAGGAGUAUGCCCGGCAUUACAACAGCUAUGCAAAGCAGGAGAAGGCUUGGCAAGACAAAGCCGCAGCAGAGGCGCUGGACUCGGAAGAGGAGCAAGAGUUGCAGGAGGCGGAUCCCUCCGAGUCAGGAUCUUCUUUCAUGGUUUCAGGUCUGGUGCUUGGGGCUUAG
Messenger RNA from Symbiodinium sp. CCMP2456, 3276 nucleotides. NCBI's taxonomy places the organism in Eukaryota, Dinophyceae, Suessiales, Symbiodiniaceae. The record is from the annotation of a GenBank genome assembly.